Molecule: messenger RNA, 1481 nt
Organism: Hippocampus comes (tiger tail seahorse)
Lineage: Eukaryota; Metazoa; Chordata; Actinopteri; Syngnathiformes; Syngnathidae
Gene: rogdi
Product: rogdi atypical leucine zipper
Exons: 11
Coding region: 124-1017 (297 amino acids)
Cellular component (GO): RAVE complex
Source: RefSeq, a predicted model, not a curated record
CACUGCCUCUGAAGGCAGCACCUCAUCUGCUAAGCUAGGAAGAAAACGUAUACACGUUAGGGGACAUUAAAGAUUGUGUUCUAAGGUUGAUAUCGGAGUAUUGCCCGCUGUUUUCUGAUCAUCAUGCUCAAUCCUCAGAGAUCUCUCUCAGAACUGCCCAAGAUGUCGGCUGCCAGUCAAGUGGAGAGAGCUGUGCUGGAGGAGGAGUUCAACUGGCUUCUUAAAGAAGAAGUACAUGCUGUACUGAAACAGCUGCAGGAUGUCCUUAAGGAAGCUUCAAGACGUUUCACCAUGCCGACGCCUGGCCUAGAGAGUCAGCUCAAACAGGAAAACUUCAUCCUGGGCAGUUCAACCAUGGAUCAGGUGAAAGGAGUGCUGACGCUACAAGGAGAGGCUCUGACUCAGGCGGAUAUCAAUCUGAAGGUGGCAAAGAGCAGUCAAGUGCACCACUUCCAGUUCAGGGAGGACAAGCAGUGGAAAUUACAGCAGAUCCAGGAUGCACGAAAUCAUGUGACGCAGGCACUUCAGUUGUUAAACAGCCAUGAUGAGAACUACGACUUCAAAACAGGGGCAGAGGUUAACAAGCUAAUGGAUGCUGUGAUGCUCCAGCUGACACGUGCACGAAACCGCCUCACCACCCCAGCGUCCAUGACACUGCCUGAAUUGGCCACCAGUGGACUGAUGAAAAUGUUCACUCCUCCCAUGCCCGGUGACGUGAUGGUGAAUUUUUACAUCAAUUUAAGCAAACUGUGUCUCACCGUCUACCAGCUUCACGUGCUGCCGCCCAACACCACCAAGAAUUUCAAGCCAUCUGGAAGCUCUGUGUUGCACAAUCCCGGGGCCAUGUUUGAGCUCAACAACAACCGGUUUGAGGUGAGCCAUGUGCAUAAGGUGGAGUGUGUCGUCCCUUGGCUAAAUGAUACACUGGUGUUUUUCACCAUCUCGCUACAGCUUUGUCAACAGCUCAAAGACAAGAUCUCGGUCUUCUCCAGUUUCUGGAACUACAGACCUUUCUAAUCAGCUCACAGUCAACAUCUGACCCAAACAAGUGUGAAGGACAUGCUCUUAUUUAUUGGUUGAUAUUUAUAAGCCAGUCAUUCUGUUUCAAGUGUUGCAUGGUCGUCAGGAGCCAGUUAGGUGUGGCAGACAUGUUUGCUUUUCCCUAUUUGUGCUUUCCAGUGUACCGACAUUCCUCCGAUGUUUUGCAUUUCACAGGACUGACUAAUACCGCUCCAUGAAUGUAUGUUUUGUUUUCGGGUUUUUUGUUUUGUUUUUUUUUUUCCAUUUUAAACGUAUUUUUAUGUUCAAGCAAUGUUGCUUAAACAUAAAAUGUCAUCUGGUAUUUUCUAGUCUUUUGUGGUGUAAUGCUAAUCACUACACUCAGGUGAAAAGAGUGGAAAGGGAAAUAUGAUAUGGUCUGCAUUCACAGAUAUGGCUUUAGUGCUUCAUGUAUUCCCUAACUUUGAAAAUUCUGGGAAUUU